Symbiodinium sp. CCMP2592 is the source of this 1245-nucleotide messenger RNA. Lineage: Eukaryota; Dinophyceae; Suessiales; Symbiodiniaceae. The record is from the annotation of a GenBank genome assembly.
AUGGCGCGCAUGGCAGACCUUGAGAGGGAGGCCUUCCUCGAAGAGAACAACAUGUCUGUUGCGCAGCAGAGUGCACAUCAGUCUUUCUUUCAAGGGAUCCGAUUCCUCGCGAUCAUGCUCGCAUGCUUCGUGGCCUUCGCCACGACCGGCAUCGUGUUGAAAUCUCGUGCCAGCGGCAUCCUUCCAGCAGCUGCGGAUGCGAGCACCGAGAAGUGGAGCUCAGCCGCAUCAGGCAAACUGAUGGGCGCUGUUUGGAGUUACGAUGUGGACAUGGCCAAGCAACAGCUACAACACGGCGCAAAUCCUGACACCAAAGAUGGCAAUGGACAAUCCGCCCUCAGGGUGGCAACAUCGUAUUACCAAUGGGCGCUUGCGAAGUUGCUCCUUGCAAACGGGGCGAGUGUGGAUAAUCCGAAUAUUGUCGCUGCGGCCGUUUCAAACAUUGAACACGGCCAUGGCGAGGAGACGGCCGCGCUUCUCCUGGACAAGGCGCCGAAGUAUGCCAACAUAGCUUUGCGCAACGCCGCUGGGAUUUGCAACGUCAAGAUCGCAAAGCUGGCUUUGGCAAAAGGUGCGCAGAUCAAUGAGGCUGAUGACCUUUAUGGCGAGAUGCCGUUGCAUCGUGCUGUUGAUGCUGGCGGCUGCUCACACUCAAGUCAACUAAGCAUGGUCAAGUUUCUCUUGGCCAAUGGAGCGCAGGUCAAUGCCACGGAUCAUGAUGGCAGAACACCAUUGCAUGUUGCUGUUAGGCACUACGACCCAAGCAUAAGCAUGGUCAAGUUUCUCUUGGCCAAUGGAGCGCAGGUCAAUGCUACGGCUCAUGAUGGCAGAACGCCAUUGCAUGAUGCUGCCAGCCAGAGUUUCAGUGUGCCCAUUGCAGAGCUUCUCCUGGCGAAAGGGGCGAAGGCAGACGCCGAAGAUGAAGCGGGCUUCACCCCAUUGCACUACGCGACCCAAAACCUUUGCGCGAAGAUGGUGAAGUUCCUCUUGAAAGUGGGAGCACCAAUCGACGCCAGAAGCAAGAACGGCCAUACGCCCUUGCACGCACUAUACUAUCGCUAUUGGGAUGGUUCGCCGAACGAGCAGCGCGAGGCUGUGGAGAUCGCAAAGCUGCUCCUGGCAAGUGGUGCCGAUAUCAGUGCCAAGACAAGCUCCGGCUCUACGCUCUUGAGCAUGGCCCAAAGGAGUGUUCAGAAAGGACCCUACAAGACGUUUGCCAAGUUCGUGAGCGCACAGGCAAAGUAG